GGUCAGAUGAUUAAGUAAUGAGAAUUAAAGCAAGUAUCCAAAAACUUUCAACGUUUUGACGAAUAUAUAUUUAAUUUAUUUUAAGUAAAUUUAAACUUGAAAAUUAAUGGCACUUCAAUCGUGACUCCUGUAAUACUUUAGGAUUAAAUCAAGGUAUUACUUUUUUAAAAACAUAGCCAACAAAAUGAGUAUUUUACGAAACGUUUUCCGAACAAUCUCCACCAUCAACAAGACUUCAAUGGUUAUUAAUUACUCUAAUUCACUAAUUCAUCGAGGAUAUUCAGUGCUGACAUGCUUAACAAUUCAAUCAAAGCGUCAGAAUGUUUUUAUACAAUUAGGUGUAGCUGUAAAAAAAAAUUUCUCAAGUGAAAGGAAAGCAGAAGACCUGAUGUGUAACAUAGGCACUAUCGGCCAUGUAGAUCAUGGGAAAACAACACUUACAUCAGCUAUCACUAAAGUUCUUUCAGAAGAAAUGAAAAGCUGUCAAUAUGUUUCCUUUGAUGAAAUUGAUAAAGCACCACAAGAAAAAUCAAGAGGAAUUACUAUUAAUAUUGCUCAUGUAGGAUACGCUACAAAAUUACGACGAUACGCUCACACCGACUGCCCUGGACACGCUGAUUUCAUUAAGAAUAUGAUUAGUGGAGCAUCACAAAUGGAUGGAGCUAUUCUUUUGGUAGCUGCUGAUGACGGAACCAUGCCACAAACUAGAGAACAUCUUUUCUUGGCUAAACAACUUGGUAUUAACCACAUCGUUGUCUUUCUAAACAAAGCUGACUUAGUGGAUGAUGAACUGUUGGAUCUUGUGGAAAUUGAAGUAAGAGAACUAUUGUGUCAUUUUGGAUUUGAUGGAUAUGAAAGUCCUGUUAUACGAGGUUCUGCCCUCUUAGCUCUAAAAGGUGACAAAUCAAAAUAUGGAGUUCCAUCUAUUCUUAAAUUAAUGGAUGCUGUGGAUGCAUAUAUACCUACUCCAAAACGAGAUUAUGAAUCACCAUUUAUUUUACCAAUUGACAAUGUUCUCAAUGUACCAGGUCGAGGAUCAGUAGUAAUUGGUACUCUUCAGCGAGGAGUUAUGAAGAAGAAUAAACCUGCUGAUUUGUUAGGUUUUGAUGUUGAAAGUAAAACAAUGAUAUCAGAUAUUCAGAUCUUUCAAAAAAGUGUUCCUGAGGCUGUAGCUGGAGAAAAUGUUGGUGUUUUAAUUAAGAAUAUUAAAUCAGCGUCUGUUUCCAAAGGUAUGAUGCUUGUUGAAAGGAAUAGUGUUGUCUCAAGUAAUCAUUUUGAAGCGCAACUUUAUUUGGUUGAAACAGCAGAAGGAGGCAGACGUAAACCUUUACCGGUAUAUGGUUAUUGCUCUCCAAUUUUUAGUAUCACAUGGUCUGUAUCAUGUCGUUUUGAUUUGAUGCUGGAAGAUGAAAGUAAUAUGUUGAUGCCUGGAGAGCAAUGUACUACUAAACUAACAUUAGUCAGAAAAAUGCCAAUGAUUAUAGGACAAACAUUUACAGUUAGAGAGGGAAGAAGUACUAUAGCUACUGGUAAAAUAACCAAAAUAUUAAAACCCUUGGUUGUAAAUAAGAAGAAAAUAAAUGAAACAAUAGUGCCUGGUGUGAAAAAUCAAGCAAAGAAUCGAAAUAAAUAAAUAAUUAAAUAUAAA
Chelonus insularis is the source of this 1648-nucleotide messenger RNA. RefSeq names its product elongation factor Tu-like. The transcript is spliced from 4 exons. Gene Ontology annotation, biological process: mitochondrial translational elongation. The coding region runs from base 185 to 1633 and encodes 482 amino acids. NCBI's taxonomy places the organism in Eukaryota, Metazoa, Arthropoda, Insecta, Hymenoptera, Braconidae. The record is from RefSeq and is a predicted model, not a curated record. Gene Ontology annotation, cellular component: mitochondrion. Gene Ontology annotation, molecular function: GTPase activity; GTP binding; translation elongation factor activity.